UCUCUUCCAACUUCUUCUACCGUUUUACUGAAGGUUUACACAGUGGAUAAGUUUAGCCUGAAAACUGUGACCAUUGGCUGGGCAGCUCUCGGACUGUUUGUGGAGUCUGGCAGUGAAACACAAGCCGGUAUAGACACCAGUCCACAGCAGGUGUGUCUGAAUGAGGGGGCCCACCAGCUCAGGCUGUACCACCAGUGUCCAGCGACAGGCACUCCUCUCUCCUCACAGGCCUUGGCCCUCUCCAGCAGGGUUGUUCCCUGUGCCAGUGUGCUGGUGAGGGUGUCCAGUGCUCCGUCUGAAGGAGUUGGUCCUACAGAGCCCCAGAGCCAGCAGCCACAGCAGCUCUCCCCCAAGCUGAGCCCCUCUGACAGGGUGUUCUACUCCAGCUCUGCACGACUGACUCCUGGAGAAACACGGCUACUUGCUGCCAUGAUGCACAGGUCAUUUGUUAGUGUCCGAGAGACGGCCCUCUUUAUCGCUGGGGACUCAGGGGGUCCGGACACAAAAUCAGAACUGGAGAUUGGUGAUUGGAUAUUACAGAAACUGAGCCAUGUGAAAUACACUUGGCCACAGCCGUUUAAUCUGAACCUAGUGUCUCACUACUCUCGUUCAGAUGGCUUCAAAGUCUGUGUGGAGAGUGCUCUGAACCUGCCCUGGUGUGCCUUCCCAAUGGGGAUAUGCACUCUUUGCCCUCCUGCUGCUGUUUACCAGGGUCCUCCCUGGCUUGCCCAUGACCGUCCCAACUUUAUCCAGUGCCUGGUUCUUAACAGCAGCUACAGUGCCCCCCAGUGGGCAGAUGGAUACAUGUCUUUCCAUCAGCGAGUGUACCACAAGUAUAUGACAGCCAUCAUUCACCUCUAUGCUGUGUCUGUGGUUCCUAUUGAGGCAUCUGAACACAUGCACGACAGCAACGACAAUCAGAAAAUUGAAUUUAGUCUGAAACUUGGCCAGCAGUGUUGGACCGCUGUGCCCACCUUCACUCACGGAUACUGCAAUACAGGCCGCUACCAGCUGCCUCUUUUCACUGGUACACCAUCACAGAAAGUGCUUAGUGCAUUAAGAAAUGGAAAAUGCAAACAUGUUCUGAAGGGUUUACUGCACAAUAAUGAGGUGCAGCUGCUCUCAGGAGCCAGUGUGUUUGUGAGGGUGGCCGAUGGGCGCAGACAUCAAGAGUUGGAACAACCAGCAGCAAAGGAUGCACAAAGAUCUUUCCUGCACUUCCUAAAAGCAGAAGACCCACUGAAGCUAACGUCCACUCCUCCCCUCCAUCAGCUCAUACCAGAGAGCCUCCGAAGCCAAUCAGAGGUCUUCUCCAGGCAACUGGCUACACAGUUCAAACAGGUAGUGCACCAAGACCUGGGAUACCAGUCCCUGAACAGGGAAGCGCUCAAGCCAAUGGGUCCAGUCAGUGAUGGACUGCUUUUCAAGGUUUAGAGAAAA
Messenger RNA from Alosa sapidissima (American shad), 1440 nucleotides. RefSeq lists its product as uncharacterized. The record is from RefSeq and is a predicted model, not a curated record. The transcript is spliced from 11 exons. NCBI's taxonomy places the organism in Eukaryota, Metazoa, Chordata, Actinopteri, Clupeiformes, Clupeidae. The coding region runs from base 430 to 1434 and encodes 334 amino acids.